GGGCUUAGGGGAUGAAGCUGAGUUCAUGUCUCUAUUGCUUGCAAACUACCCAUUUAUGGGUUCACAAGCUGGUCAAGAAGAGACUGAGUUGAAUGUGAGAGUACCUACUUCUUGGCCUACGACAAACAUGGUGGAAAAUGAAGUUCCUAUCGAAAAUGGAGCUUACUUUUCCUCUGAAUCUUUGAAUCCCAGUUCAUAUUACUGGUACCAAGGGGGUCUUAUGAACACACCAUCUGAGUGUGAUGGGAUUCCAAACAUAUCAUCUUUGAAAAAUGGGGUUUUUCCUAUGAUCCAGAGCUCUAUACCAAAAGAAUUUUCAGGUUGCUAUUCAGUGGAUGAUCAGAAUACCAGUCCGUCUCUUCAGACCAUUUCUGAUCGGCCUUUGGAGGGAGCGCUUUGUGAGAGAGAAAUGAUGGGUACUGAGAAUUUAAAAGAAUUAAGAGAGAGAAAACCAAUAAAAAUAGUGACACCAAAAAGGAAGUUCGAGGAUUCAAGCUUUAAUGAUGGAGCACCGGUUACCGAUGCUGCAUUCAUAACUGGGGAAGAUUCGCAAUCUGAAGAAACAACCCAAAUCGAGCCUCAGAAGAGAGCUCAAGUUUCUGGAGAUGUGUAUAAGAGCGGGAAAACUGUUCAUUCGAAGAAGACCCAAAAACUUAGAACUGAUGACGAAGAAGAAAAUAACACCAUGAAUGUGCAAAGCUCAUGCAGUUACAGUUCAGAGGAUGAUUCUAAUGCUUCACAAGAUCAGAACACUACCACUUCGAGUGGCAAAGGGUCCACAGCUCUCAACAUAAAUGGGAAAACCAGAGCAGGGAGAGGCUCUGCAACUGAUCCUCAAAGCCUUUAUGCAAGGAAAAGGAGAGAGAGGAUCAAUGAGAGGUUGAGGAUUUUACAGAAUCUGGUCCCAAAUGGUACUAAAGUAGAUAUCAGUACAAUGCUUGAAGAAGCAGUUCAGUAUGUUAAGUUUCUACAACUCCAAAUUAAGCUCUUGAGCUCUGAUGACCUGUGGAUGUAUGCUCCAAUUGCCUAUAAUGGGAUGGACCUCGGUCUCGAUCUUAAGAUCUCUUGAUCAAGGAUUCACAGAGGAAGAGCGAUAAACGACUUUGAGGAGAGGCAUUUCAUCAUGCGAUCAAUUCUUCUUAUUUAGCCACCAUUGCCUUUUGUAAUGGAACUGAAAUAAUUUCUCAUUCUUUUUCCACUAAAUAUGUC
This is a messenger RNA of Amborella trichopoda, 1209 nucleotides long. RefSeq names its product root hair defective 6-like 4 (gene RSL4). Gene Ontology annotation, biological process: regulation of transcription by RNA polymerase II. Gene Ontology annotation, molecular function: RNA polymerase II cis-regulatory region sequence-specific DNA binding; DNA-binding transcription factor activity, RNA polymerase II-specific; protein dimerization activity. Gene Ontology annotation, cellular component: nucleus. Lineage: Eukaryota; Viridiplantae; Streptophyta; Magnoliopsida; Amborellales; Amborellaceae. The record is from RefSeq and is a predicted model, not a curated record.